This is a messenger RNA of Anoplopoma fimbria (sablefish), 2981 nucleotides long. RefSeq names its product phosphofurin acidic cluster sorting protein 1-like. NCBI's taxonomy places the organism in Eukaryota, Metazoa, Chordata, Actinopteri, Perciformes, Anoplopomatidae. Gene Ontology annotation, biological process: protein localization to plasma membrane. The record is from RefSeq and is a predicted model, not a curated record. Bases 12 to 2675 code for a protein of 887 amino acids. The transcript has 24 exons. Gene Ontology annotation, molecular function: transmembrane transporter binding.
CGUCCCCGCACAUGCAGCCCUCCAAGCCGGUCAGCAUCACCUCCAACCGGCCGGUCCACAUGAACCUGUACGCGACCUGGGAGGUGGACCGCUCCUCGCCCAGCUGUGUGCCGAGGCUGUUCAACCUGACUCUGAAGAAGCUGAUCAUGCUGAAGGAGCUGGAUAAAGACCUCACCUCCGUGGUCAUCGCCGUCAAACUACAGGGCUCCAAGAGGAUCCUGCGCUCCAACGAGAUCCUGCUGUCCUCGGCGGGGCUGACGGAGACCGACCUGCAGCUCACCUUCUCCCUGCAGUACCCGCACUUCCUGAAGAGGGACGCCAACAAACUUCAGAUCAUGCUGCAGCGACGGAAGCGGUACAAGAACCGGACCAUCCUGGGCUACAAGACCUUGGCCCUGGGCCUCAUCAACAUGGCCGAGGUCAUGCAGCACCCCAGUGAGGGGGCCCAGGUCCUGGGGCUCCACAGCCAGCUGAAGGACGCCUCGGUGCCCGUCGCCGAGAUCAGAGUCUACUCCCUGUCCAGCCAGCCCAUCGACCACGAGGGACCCAAAGCAAAGAUGUCCGAUCGCUCUCCGGACAUCGACAACUACUCCGAAGAGGAGGAAGAGAGCUACUCGUCAGAACAGGAAGGCAGCGACGACCCCAUUCAUGGACAGUAUCUAUUCGACGAAGAAGAUGAGGUGAGGAAGAAGAAACCCAGGCGCAAGCUCCCUUCAAACGCCGCCAUCACCAGACAACCCAACAUCAAGCAGAAGUUUGUGGCCUUGCUGAAGAGGUUUAAAGUCACCGAUGAGGUUGGUUUUGGCCUGGAGCACGUGUCCAGGGAGCAGAUCCAGGAGGUGGAGGAGGACCUGGACGAGCUCUACGACAGUCUGGAGAUGUACAACCCCAGCGACAGCGGGCCGGAGAUGGAGGAGACCGACAGCAUCCUCAGCACGCCCAAACCUAAGCUCAGGCCGUUCUUUGAAGGAAUGUCUCAGUCCAGCUCCCAGACGGAGAUCGGCAGCCUGAACAGCAAAGGCAGCCUGGGUCGAGACACUUUCAGCCCGGGAGAGCAGCCUCCUAUAGAGAAGAUGAAACUCUCUCGCAGCCGCAACCUGGAUGAGGCCCUGUCUGAGACCGACACACUGGAGCUUACAGAUCAGGAGCUGUUCGCUGAGGUGGGCCCCUGCAUCACGGUGUCAGUGGCAGAGAAACCCCGUACACCCAUGAAGAGCAGCAAAAGUGAAAACCAGGCCAUGCCAUCGCCGAGGUUGGACGGAGGCCACACGCCCAGACAGAAGCGCAUCAGCACUCCCAUGAAGGAGAGACAGCUGUCCAAACCUCUGAGUGAACGGACCAACAGCUCCGACUCUGAGAGAUCCCCGGAGCUGGGACACAGCACGCCGCUCCUGAGGAAGGUCGUGUACGACCAGCUGAACCAGAUUUUGUUGUCGGACUCCGCGCUGCCAGAGAGCCUGAUCUUGGUCAACGUCAGCGACUGGCAGGGGCAGUACGUCGCAGAGCAGCUCCAGGUUCAGAGACACCCGGUGGUCUGCACGUGUUCGUCGGCCGAAAUCCAGGCGGUGCUAUCAGCUGUGCUCACUCGCAUCCAGAAGUUCUGUAACUGUAACUCGUCCAUGCCCAGAGCGGUGAAGGUGGCGGCGGUGGGCAGCCAGAGUUACCUCGGAGCCAUCCUGCAGUUCUUUGUCACUCAGCUCGCCAACAAAACGUCCGACUGGCUCAACCACAUGCGCUUCCUGGUCGUGCCUCUGGGCUCUCAUCCGGUUGCCAAGCACCUCGGCGCCAUCGACAACCGCUACAGCUCCUCCUUCCUGGACGGGGCGUGGAGAGACGUGUUCAGCCGCUCCGAGCCGCCGCAGACAGAUCAGUUGGAUGUCGCGGCAAGAAUCUCCCAGUACAUCAGCGGAGCGACGGUCACACACCAGCUGCCCAUCGCUGAGGCCAUGCUCACCUGCAAACACAGGACGCGGGAUGAAGACUCCUACCAGAAGUUCAUUCCUUUUAUAGGGGUGGUGAAGGUCGGUCUUAUCGAGUCAGCUUCUUCUCCAACAGGAGACACAGAAGAAGGCGUGGCCGUGAGCCUGGCUGUCCCCUCCACGUCUCCCCCCUCCCACGGCUCCCCCACAGGGAUGAUUAAAGAGGCAGCCACGCCUCCCUCCUCCCCCUCCAUGGGCAGCGUCCUGACAGUACAAGGGAGUCCCAGUAUGUCUCACGGCGUGGACGCCAUCGGCCUGCAGGUCGACUACUGGCUGGCCUCUCUGGCCGAGAAGCGGCGGGAGGGCGAGCGGCGCGACACGGGCUGCAAGAACACGCUGAAGAGCGCCUUCCGCUCGCUGCAGGUCAGCAGGCUACCAGGAGGGGGCAGCAACGAUUCACAGGCCCAGGUCAGCACCAUGGCCAUGACCGUGGUCACCAAGGAGAAGAACAAGAAAGUUCCCACCAUCUUCCUGGGAAAGAAGCCAAAGGAGAAGGAUGUGGACACCAAGAGCCAGGUCAUUGAAGGCAUCAGCCGACUCAUCUGCUCCGCCAAGCAGCAACAGACCAUCCUGAAAGUGUCCAUAGACGGCGUGGAGUGGAACGAGGUGAAGUUCUUCCAGCUGGCCGCCCAGUGGCCCACUCACGUCAAAUACCUACCUGUCGGACUCUUCGGCUACAGCAAGCCGCCCUCCUAGGGGCGAGCGCCAGCCGACUCCUGUGACCCCGACUUGACCUUCGACUCUCCUCGAUCCCGUUAAAACCUUCGCAGAAAGACCCCGCCCCCAUAACACCUACAGAUCUGACAGACGACGUGGAGUGGCCGGACUUUAUUCUUUCUUUAGUUCCGUUAAGGCUACAGUCGUCUAGUUUCUCUUUGGAGAAGAAGAAGAAGAAGAGGAGGAGGAGGAGGAGGGUGGUGUUGGGGUGCGGCGUUGUUACAAGUCACUUUAAUGCCCCUUUUAGUGUGUGUUUAUGUGUGUGGCGAGUGUGCAUGCACACGU